AUGGUCAAGCUCGCGCGUGCCCUCGACUUCCCUCGAUCUGAAGUCUACUGUGAUGUCAUGGAGAAGAUGAGGUACACCCUCCGUGCGAAGAGGGUGGAGAUGUGGAUCCGCGUCGUCAAGAGGGAUUUCCUCGACACCGCGGAAAUCAAGGUCAUGGGCUUGGACUGCGAGUUCACCGACCCUUGCAAGGGUAACCAACGCACCGCCGUCCUAUUCUAUGGCGCGGCAAUCCACAAGGACCACAAUGAUGUGGAUAUGUUGCAGACCUACGGAAUUAUUACUCUGUCUGCGAUCAACCUGCAGCAGAUCCUCCAGAACCCCGUCCCAAGAAAGCAGACUCCGAGUUUGUAUGAUUUGGCAAAUCAUUAUAUUAGGACGGGUCUCGAGCAGAAGAAGUUUAAUUAUAAGAAGAACAAGCCGCCGAAGAUCGUCAAGGAAUUAGAAGAAGCAUUUGGAUGGGGCGAUUUUCCCUUGAGCCAUAAGCAACUGCAGUAUGCCGCUCUCGACGCUCGCCUCGGCUUCGAGCUGGGUAGGAGGCAUUUUCGGGCACUUGGCUACAAUAGCCAUAUGGAUCGCCUCGGACUUAAUAUUUAUGAGUAG
Molecule: messenger RNA, 600 nt
Organism: Lolium perenne
Lineage: Eukaryota; Viridiplantae; Streptophyta; Magnoliopsida; Poales; Poaceae
Biological process (GO): nucleobase-containing compound metabolic process
Molecular function (GO): nucleic acid binding; 3'-5' exonuclease activity
Source: RefSeq, a predicted model, not a curated record